AUGACCACUCUCAUUUCUUCUGUGCAAUUGACACGCGCAACUAAGUACAAGCUAAAUGACAGCCACUAUAUCCCAGUGGCAGGCUUUGGCGUUUACAAGUUGCCCAAAAACGAAGCUGGAGACCUUGUGUACGAGGCCUUAUUACAGGGGUAUCGCCACAUUGACACUGCGGUGUACUAUGAGAAUGAAGAGGAGUGUGCAGAAGCAAUUGCCAAGUUUUUGAAGGACCAUCCGGAUAAAGCGGCCCGCGAGGAUAUUUGGUUCACCACGAAAAUCAGACCCGACCAAUUGGGCUACGAGGAAACGAAAAAGGCUGUUGCAGAAAUUGCAGCCCGCGUCAAGCCCCACAUUGAGUAUGUGGACUUGAUGUUGUUGCAUGCUCCGCUGAAGAGCAAGAAAACGCGCUUGGAUAGCUGGAAGGCAUUGCAGGAGUUUGCUUCGGAUCCUGCAAAUGGUGUUUUGAAAAUAAAGUCCAUUGGUGUGUCCAACUACGGAGUUGAGCACUUGAAGGAGCUCAUGGAGUGGGACGGGCUCACCAUUCCGCCAUCAGUAAACCAAUUGGAAUUGCACCCAUGGUUACCAAGACAGGAGUUGCGGGCAUACAUGUUGAAGCACGGAAUCUUGGCGGAGGCGUACUCGCCCUUAACACGUGGCAUCAAGUUCAAGGACCCCGAGCUCAUUGCGUUAUCCAAGAAGUUCAACAUGUCCAUGGCCGAGAUUCUCUUGAAGUGGUCGUAUCUUCAAGGCUUCAUUGUGUUGGCGAAAACCGCCACCAAGGAAAGAAUCAAGGAGAAUUUGUCUGUGUUGCCUGAAGCGCCAAAGGACGAUCCUUUGGAGGAGAAAACAAACUGGGGGAAAGUUGACUUGGAUCUUGAGUUGUUGAAAGCCUUGGACAAGCCGGACUCGCACGAGGUUUUGAUCAUCCAGGACGACCCGACCAUCUAUCACAACACGGACGAAUAG
Clavispora lusitaniae ATCC 42720 is the source of this 963-nucleotide messenger RNA. RefSeq lists its product as uncharacterized. NCBI's taxonomy places the organism in Eukaryota, Fungi, Ascomycota, Pichiomycetes, Serinales, Metschnikowiaceae. Gene Ontology annotation, molecular function: oxidoreductase activity. The record is from RefSeq and is a predicted model, not a curated record.